Notothenia coriiceps (black rockcod) is the source of this 437-nucleotide messenger RNA. RefSeq names its product F-box-like/WD repeat-containing protein TBL1XR1. Gene Ontology annotation, cellular component: histone deacetylase complex. The transcript is spliced from 4 exons. NCBI's taxonomy places the organism in Eukaryota, Metazoa, Chordata, Actinopteri, Perciformes, Nototheniidae. The record is from RefSeq and is a predicted model, not a curated record. Gene Ontology annotation, molecular function: protein binding; transcription corepressor activity. Gene Ontology annotation, biological process: regulation of transcription by RNA polymerase II. Bases 73 to 432 code for a protein of 119 amino acids.
AUCAUGUGAAAAAGGGUUGUUUAGUCAUUUAGAAAGAUUUACGGAAUUGAUACUGGGUUCAGGUUCGAAUAAAUGCUUUCAAACCCCAGCCCUACUCAAGAGCAGCGAUGGUCCGGGGACUCGACAGCGCGGAUCUGGAACCUGAGUGAGAACAGCACAGGCGGGUCCACCCAGCUGGUUCUGAGGCACUGCAUACGGGAAGGGGGCCAGGACGUACCCAGCAACAAAGACGUCACCUCACUAGACUGGAAUAGCGAGGGAACGUUGCUAGCAACAGGCUCAUACGACGGCUUUGCUAGAAUAUGGACAAAAGACGGUAACCUGGCGAGUACAUUGGGUCAGCAUAAAGGUCCUAUAUUUGCACUCAAGUGGAAUAAGAAAGGAAACUUCAUCCUCAGUGCUGGUGUAGACAAGGUAAGGCAACAAGUUUGAUAAAU